AUGCCUGGUUAUUAUGGAGCAAUGCCUACAUGGUCACCUACUUUUUUGUCAUAUCCAGAUGGCAACCAAUAUCCAUUUCAAUAUGAGAUGAGACCUCCAAUACCUGUCAUCAAUACCUGUUCCGCUACAAGCACAAUAGUUGAUAAAGAUAAAGAGGAUGGAUUAAAUUGUAGGGAAACUGAAUCGCCAUGUACCUCCUCUAGAAUUGUUGAAACGAGUAAAGAGGAUAGACCAGAUUCUGAGAAAACCGAUGACAAAAGUGCUGGGACACCUCAGAUAAUGCAAACAGAUGGUGAUGAUUUAAUUGAAGAGCCAAAGUCGGGUAUGCAGUUUAAUUCUUUUGAAGAAUUAAUUGAGUAUUAUAAAGAAUAUGCUAAGAAAUGUGGAUUUGGAGUGAUGACACAAAGGAGUGAGAGGGGAGAGGAUGACAGUGUCAGAUAUGUAACCCUUGGUUGUGCACAUGGUGGGAAAGCUUGGAAUAGGACGUUAAAUAUUGCCAAACCCCGUCCGACAGGAAAGACGGAUUGUAAGGCAAAGAUAAAUGCCUUAAAAGUAGAGGGAAAGUUGCAGUUAACAACUGUUCAGAAUAUUCAUAAUCACGGCCUCAGUCUGCAGAAAUCCCGAUUCUUUCGAUGUAACCGAGAGGUGAGUGACUCCGUAAAAGGAGUCCUAGAUACAAACGACUUGGCUGGCAUUCGAAUGAACAAUAGCUUUGGAUCUCUUGUUGUUGGCACCGGUGGAUUCGAGAACCUCCUAUUUUUAGAGAAAUAUUUUCACAAUUAUAUUAAUAAAGCACGGCAUCUACGACUUGGGAAAGGUGGUGCCGGAGCGCUUCGAGAGUACUUUUGUAGAAUGCAGUACAAGAACGACGAAUUUUUUGUUUUGAUGGAUUUAGAUGAUGACGGGAGGUUGAAAAAUGUAUUAUGGGCAGACCCACGUAGUAGGGCAGCCUAUCAGUAUUUUGGUGAUGUGAUAACAUUCGACACCACAUACCUGACAAAUAGAUAUGAGAUGCCCUUUGCACCCUUUGUUGGUGUAAAUCACCAUGAGCAAUCAAUUCUUCUGGGGCAGGGUUGA
Messenger RNA from Carya illinoinensis, 1077 nucleotides. Its product is annotated as protein FAR-RED IMPAIRED RESPONSE 1-like. The transcript has a single exon. NCBI's taxonomy places the organism in Eukaryota, Viridiplantae, Streptophyta, Magnoliopsida, Fagales, Juglandaceae. The record is from RefSeq and is a predicted model, not a curated record. The coding region runs from base 1 to 1077 and encodes 358 amino acids.